Molecule: messenger RNA, 2167 nt
Organism: Sapajus apella (tufted capuchin)
Lineage: Eukaryota; Metazoa; Chordata; Mammalia; Primates; Cebidae
Gene: PHOSPHO1
Product: phosphoethanolamine/phosphocholine phosphatase 1
Exons: 3
Coding region: 418-1293 (291 amino acids)
Biological process (GO): bone mineralization involved in bone maturation
Molecular function (GO): phosphatase activity
Source: RefSeq, a predicted model, not a curated record
GCCGCUCCGGCUCCGGCUCCGGCUCCCGGGCAUUUAAAGGGGACGUGGCGACUGCCCGGGGGGAUGGGGGGCAAGUGGAGGGGACGGUUCAGACGCACGUCAUCCUCGGUCCCUCGGGACUGGAGGGACUCGUGAGCCGGAGCCCAGAAAUCCGGGGGUGGAAAAGACACCGCGUCCCCUCCAAUUCCCGUAAGCACCCCUUGCUCCAUCCUGCGCCCCAAUACCUCAGCUAGUCCCUUUCCCCAUUCCUUAUACUCCAAACUCAGCUGGGACAGACCUCUGCCGCCGCCGUCCCCACGAACUCGUGACGACGGCUGGAGGCCAACAGAGUCCCUACAGGUGGUGCCCCCUGUGAUGCACCAACAAUGAGUGGCUGUUUUCCAGUUUCUGGCCUCCGGUGCCUAUCUAGGGUCUUGGAUGUGCCAGCGCCUCUGGCCGCGGCCCGCUAAUCAGCCUCUCCCCGGCCGGCUCCCGCCGCGCCUCCUCUCGCUUGCCCCCUCCUCCUCCUCCUGCUGCUCUCCCCCCUGCUCCCAGGACGGCGGGAUGGCCGCGCAGGGCGCACCGCGCUUCCUCCUGACCUUCGACUUUGACGAGACUAUCGUGGACGAGAACAGCGACGACUCGAUCGUGCGCGCCGCGCCGGGCCAGCGGCUGCCAGAGAGCCUGCGAGCCACCUACCGCGAGGGCUUCUACAACGAGUACAUGCAGCGCGUCUUCAAAUACCUGGGCGAGCAGGGCGUGCGACCGCGGGACCUGCGCGCCAUCUACGAAGCCAUCCCUUUGUCGCCAGGCAUGGGCGACCUGCUGCAGUUUGUGGCUAAGCAGGGCUCCUGCUUCGAGGUGAUUCUCAUCUCCGAUGCCAACACCUUUGGCGUGGAGAGCGCGCUGCGCGCCGCCGGCCACCACAGCCUGUUUCGUCGCAUCCUCAGCAACCCGUCGGGGCCCGACGCGCGGGGACUGCUGGCUCUGCGGCCGUUCCACACACACAGCUGCGCGCGCUGCCCCGCCAACAUGUGCAAGCACAAGGUGCUCAGCGACUACCUGCGCGAGCGGGCCCACGACGGCGUGCACUUCGAGCGCCUCUUCUACGUGGGCGACGGCGCCAACGACUUCUGCCCCAUGGGGCUGCUGGCGGGCGGCGACGUGGCCUUCCCGCGCCGCGGCUACCCCAUGCACCGCCUCAUCCAGGAGGCCCAGAAGGCCGAGCCCAGCUCGUUCCGCGCCAGCGUGGUGCCCUGGGAAACCGCCGCCGACGUGCGCCAACACCUGCAGCAGGUGCUGAAGUCGUGCUGAGGACGGCCGCCUGCAGGGGGCGCCAGAGCCAGCGGCGGAGGGGCGGGGAGUGGGGAUUCGGGAAAGACAAAGUUAGUUUUACUACUUCCCUUUCCCUUUGGCUUUGCUAUGUCCCUCUGGGAAUUUCUGGAAUCUCGUCCAGUUGGUGGCUUGGGGAGGGGACUCAGGGCCUUCCCUAUCUAUGCAUUUAACCCGCCUCAGCCGCCUCCCCCGCUCCACGGCGCACGGUUGGGUUAGGGAGUCUGACCCAUCGCGGGGUGGCGCGCAAACCCUGGAAGGCAGCAGUGUUUCUUGCUCUUCCCAACUGGGAGAAAGGGGCCCGGCAGGUGAGAGAAGGAGCUUCUCCCGCCGCUGUAACUGUUGCCUCGGACCACGUGACUGUCCCCCUCCAGUCUUCUGUGGAGGGAACCCAGGAUCCUGAAAUCCUCGUGGCCGCAAGGACUCCCCGCGGAGACAGAGGAGGGUCUCCGCCUAGGGUCCCAGGCCUUCGCGAUCUUGGUUCACCCACCGCGACCCCACACUGUUUCUGUGCUGUCAACACCCUCUUGCCUCCCGAUCCCCGCACUCCCUUCUAGCACCCCCCAAAGGAAAAGCCAGAGGGAACAAUCGCCUCCUGGUGGUGGUAUGACGUAGCGCACCAUCCGGCUCGGGUCCGGCCAGCCAGUAACUUCGCAGCGCGCGACGGUGUCUCCUUGCACCCCAGCCUCGUCUAUACAGCAAGAGACCAGGGACUUCAAAGUCGCCCUCGCGGGCUGAGCCCUCCGCGCACUACCCCCAUGGAACAGAAAGCCAUGAUGUUUUUAAGCAGAACCAACGAAACCCUAGCCCCUCUUUCCUCUGGCGUUUUAGAACUAUAAAGGAGGUGAAGGGGGAA